GUAGGCAACGUUUUGAAGAGGCUGGCAGCUCAACUGUAACUAGACAUUCUCUGCUGUAACCAAGCAGUAGGCUACACGGAAAUUAAAACAGUUAUAGGAACAAAAUCCAACGACUGGUGGUUAAAUGUUUUCUUACAAAAGUUAAGUGUCAGGGCUUUUUGCACGCCAGAAUUUAUUAACCACCUUUGGCUUGAACAGAUUUGUCAGGGGGCAUUAAUGACACGAAUAGUACACUUUGUUCACGUCUACCUUUUUUUUAUUUCGAUUUUACACAGUAACCGAAACUGUGGUCUAUAUUUAGAAUGUUUUCGUGUCUCUUGUCCCGCAGAGAACCAAGCUGACAUAAUGAGCUAUUGAUCGUCCUGAUCCAAGCCAUCACACUGUCUAGUGCGGUGACACGUCUUACAACUAUUACAUGUAAACGACCUUUUGGAUAAUUGUAUGAUAAAUGUAUCAUAAAAUUAUGAUUAAAACAUACAGCCUAGCAUUUGUCCAUCGAUGACCAGUACACUUUGGCCUUCUUUUUUUGCUAUUAAAAUCGACUUGGCAUUUAAAUCUUCUUAAAAGUGAUUUAUGUCUAUAGCUGUACAAUAACAAUGCAAAAAUACAAUUUUGCUUGUUUGUUUUUAGCAAUAGCAUAAUUAUUGCUUACAUGUUAGGGGCCAGUUCAUGUUUAUCAUGAACUGAACUAAAUGCUGCAGCAGCUUUCUGCCAGUUCAUGUUUAUCAUGAACAGAACUAAAUGCUGCAGCAGCUUUCUGCCCUCUGGGUAUUUUCCACCUAGUAUGAAAACUGGUAUCCAAUCAACAGAGACAAAGAGGCAGGGUUCUAUUCGGUGUGUCCAAAACUGUCUUUGGACGAGAGAUCCAGUAGUGAUCACAGAGGCUGAACAUCGUAGAAAACCCUGGAGUGAAUUUUUAUCUUCAUCAGAUGGACAGAAGGCAAUGUGAGUCAUUCACUAUAUUGUUGACCAUUGUAAUGUGUACCUACAGUGAAAAUGUACAUUUGUGUUAAAUGGGGUCAUCUCUUCCGAACAGCAUCCACUGAUAUGGAGUUGAGGGUUCUGGUGAUUGGUAGCAGUGGACCAUCCCAGUUCGACCUCACCAACGCCAUAUUGGGCAGGGAGGAAUUCUCCAAGGACGUCAACAUCAUCCCAGGGAGCAGGAAGAACCACGGCAACCUGGCUGGCAGGCGCGUCGCCGUGGUCAACGCGCCUAACCUGUACAACAAAGACCUGUCUCACGCCAAGAUGAAAGAGGAGUUAAAUAGGUCCAAGUGUUUGACCGCCCCUGGGCCGCACGCCCUGCUCUUUUCCUUUGACUUGGAUGAGAUCUCCCCGAACGACAUCAAAACCUCCCUGCUGGUGGUCAAGAAGUACGGACUGGACUCCCUCAACUACAGCAUGGUGCUCUUAGCCUACGAGGGAAGUCUGGACGGAGCGGCUCUGGAAGCCUCCGUGCUGAGGCCCGACAGGCCUCUCAAAGCGCUGAUUGACCAGUGCGGGGGACGCUACCACAUCUUCAACAAGAACUGGCGCGACCGCAGCCAGGACCGAGAGCUGCUGCAGAAGAUCGAGAGGAUGCUGGCCGCCAUGGGGGGGCGCUGCUACACCAGCCGGGCCUAUCAGAAGGCGGAGGAGAAGGUGAGGAAGGAGGAGAAGAAGCUGCAGAAGAAGAGAGCCGCCGAGACGGAGGGCGCGUGGAACGAGCUGCAGCAGCAGUACGGAGGGGAGGAGCUCCAUUGGCAGAUGGACGCCUAUAACGCAAGCGUCGAGGCGGAGAUCAGGGCCAAGGCGGAGAUGGACAACGGCUGGCUUAGGACUUCGCUGGCCGUAGGGGUGGGGCUAGGCUUUGCGGCAGGGGCGGUCAUGGGGAUGGUGGUGGGGGCCGUGGAGGGGCCUGCGGGCAUUGCGGUGGGCGGAGCCGUGGGUGGAGCCGUGGGGGCAGCAGCGGGAGGAGCUGCCCAAGUGGCCGUGGAGCAUCUGGAGGACAGGGUGGGACCCCAUGCCAACCUCUUCAACUUCAACUCUGUCUUCAUCAACCGCUUCUUCCGAGCCCCCCGACUAUGACCUGUUUUUGCUGUGUAUCAUCCCCUGGUGUUGGAUCAAUAUGUACAGACUCGACAAAAUGCAUUGAACCAGUUUGUGGUAGUAUUCCUUUUGACUGAAAUCCAUCCCUAAAAUAAAAAAUGUUACGGCUAAAAACUGUAAAUUCAAUAGAGACAUGACAUAGCAUGCUCAAAUAAAUGUGUCAAAAUAAAUGUUGUCUUAAAAGCUCAUCUAUUUGCUGCCAUUGUUAUUGUUUCACUUAUGUAACAUGACAAAAACUGAAAUCCAAACCUCCGGCAGCAGUUGUACUUCACACACAGAGGGCAGGUAAGUACUGCCAAGGGCCUUUCAGGGAGGAGUCAUAACUCAGACUGCUGUUGUCUCAAAGCACAGCCUACUCUCCAACAGCACAGCGGAACACAAAUAACCUGAACCGGUUCGGCUCACAACUACCUAGAAACUUGACACAGAAACACAGACGCUGUGCGACAGACUGCCGCUGACUCAAGACAGGAACCAGGGGUCAGAUCUUCAGCAACCCGGUGACCAUCCCAUGUGGACACAGCUUCUGUAGGCCCUGUCUCUGUCACUACUGGAACCGCCAGCAUUGUGACUA
Molecule: messenger RNA, 2662 nt
Organism: Hypomesus transpacificus
Lineage: Eukaryota; Metazoa; Chordata; Actinopteri; Osmeriformes; Osmeridae
Product: E3 ubiquitin-protein ligase TRIM39
Exons: 2
Coding region: 997-2067 (356 amino acids)
Molecular function (GO): protein binding; GTP binding
Source: RefSeq, a predicted model, not a curated record